Molecule: messenger RNA, 1958 nt
Organism: Poecilia latipinna (sailfin molly)
Lineage: Eukaryota; Metazoa; Chordata; Actinopteri; Cyprinodontiformes; Poeciliidae
Gene: pnp6
Product: purine nucleoside phosphorylase 6
Exons: 6
Coding region: 423-1289 (288 amino acids)
Biological process (GO): nucleoside metabolic process
Cellular component (GO): cytoplasm
Molecular function (GO): purine-nucleoside phosphorylase activity
Source: RefSeq, a predicted model, not a curated record
UUGCAUUAAUGCUUAUCUGAGCUGUAAUUUUCGGCAACAGGUCAAAACUGAUUGACACUGUAUCCUAGCGUGCUGGGGUAUUCAUUCUCCAUGGUGUCUGCUCUCCCCUCUGGUGUCUUCUAAUGGCUUCCCGAAGUUCCCAUGUUAUGUCCUGUAAAUUCCAGCUCUGUCUCUGCCACUGUUCGGGUCAGUGAGUAACCAGCCUGUUGGAAAAUAGGAUUUUCCUCAAAGGGAACCGUGAGCUGACUAUGCCCCUCCUCUUCAUCAUAUGUGCACCGACGUCAGCGCGUAGCAUGAUCUCCGGUGCUUCGUCCGCAGGCUCCGUCUCCAACCGGUUUGAUCACUGUGAACUCAACACCGACAGAGCCCGGGCUUUAGCAGCAUAAACACUGACUGGCCUUAUCAGCAGAUUACCAUCGGACAUGGAAGCAGCCUCCUCCAGUCAGUGCAGUUACAGCUAUGAAGAGUACAAAGAGACUGCGGACUGGCUGCUGUCGCAAACAGAGAAUCGUCCUAAAGUGGCCAUCAUCUGUGGUUCAGGCCUGGGCGGUCUGGCCGGGAUGCUAGAUGACAAGAACAUAUUCCCAUACAGAGAUAUUCCACGUUUCCCCACCAGCACUGUGGAGGGUCAUGCAGGCCAGCUGGUGUUUGGGAAGCUGAACGGACAUGAGUGUGUCUGCAUGCAGGGUCGAUUCCACUUCUACGAGGGCUACAAUAUUCACACGGUGACAUACCCAGUGAGAGUCUUCUUCCUGCUUGGUGUGGAAAUUCUGAUUGUGACAAAUGCUGCGGGCGGCCUCAAUGGUAGUUACAGUGUGGGAGACAUCAUGCUAAUCAAGGAUCACAUCAACAUGCCUGGCUUUGCUGGUCAGAAUCCUCUGUGUGGACACAAUGACCCAAGGUUUGGAGUGCGUUUCCCUUGCAUGUCUGAUGCGUAUGACAGAGAGCUGAGGGCCCUGGCCAAGAAAACAGCGGAGGAGCAUGGCUGUGGGAGCUUCCUCCAGGAAGGCGUUUACUGCAUGCUGGCCGGUCCAACGUACGAGACAAUUGCGGAAUGCAGAGCUCUGCAGAAGCUCGGGGCUGAUGCUGUGGGUAUGAGCACCGUUCCUGAGGUGGUGGUGGCUCGUCACUGCGGACUGCGUGUUUUGGGUCUGUCCCUUAUCACCAACAAGGUUAUGAUAGAUUAUGACAGCAGUGAAAAAGCAAACCAUGAGGAGGUGCUGAAGACAACCGAGCAUCGGGCCACGGACCUUCAGAGGCUUGUCAGUCAGCUUAUCUCUAAGCUCUAACGUCUUCCCAUCAGAGAUCUGCUGUAACAACAAAAAACACUAUAGUUUCUUAGCUUUGAUCAAAAGGUGCAAAUGGGAAAUCUUCAAAAAUACAAAUACACAUUAUGGGCCUGCAUAAUGAUCUUUAACGUUUCAAAGGUUGCAAGCAUAUAAAGAAGUUUUUAUGUAUAUGCAUAAUCUAUUUGCUUGCUAAUGGCACUGCUAAUCCAAGUAUGGUUUAAGAUUUAAGACACAAAGUUUGUACAAGGCUAAAAUCAUUGAGAAAGAGGCCCUUUCUAUCAAAUGUUGUUACUUUAACAACAAAUACCAUGAUUUUCUUUUUAUGUGUACCAAGCAAGAACUGACCCACGAUUAGCUCUAGAACAAGUUUGUUCAGAAAACCAAAGAAAAGUGAAGAAAAUUAUUUUUUUAAAAGUUUCAGUCUGUUGUUUUGGAAAACUUCAGUACCUACCGAGACAUUCUGGAACAGCCUUUCACCUUAUUUUUAUCUUUAAUUUGAUGCCUGUGGAACAUAAAAUAAGUCAGAAUUGAAGGAGAGUCAGAAUUGAAAAUGCCUGUUUUGCACAACUAAAAUUAUGUUUUUUUUUUCACUAACAAUUACCUGAGCAUCUUUUUGUCACUUGUAAAGUCCAUGGGACCAGAUUGAAAUGAGAAUCUAUUAACUUAAAA